This is a messenger RNA of Gamsiella multidivaricata, 820 nucleotides long. RefSeq lists its product as uncharacterized. The transcript is spliced from 2 exons. The coding region runs from base 205 to 621 and encodes 138 amino acids. The record is from RefSeq and is a predicted model, not a curated record. Lineage: Eukaryota; Fungi; Mortierellomycota; Mortierellomycetes; Mortierellales; Mortierellaceae.
ACCGUACCGGAGAGUGGCCCAGCCAGCCAGACUAGUGACAUGAGUGAUUUGGAGAGGCCGAGCUGGAGCAGGAAAGGUGUUCCGUAGGCCAUCUCGAUAGACCCUAUAAGAUUGCAACAUUCGCCAGGUGAGCGCACUGACAUACCAACUAUUGAGCACAAGAGCAUAAACCAACUCAAUUUCCACGCCGGGCUGAUGUAGCUGAUGUUCAGAAAUGAUAUCAUCGAUUGUGGAAGCAGGUUAUUCCUGGUAUUUGGGAGGCACAGCCCUGGCCUGGUACCUACAAGUGAACUGGAGACUAUAUACCCCAUAAGAGCUGUGGUCAAGAAAAUCAUCCGCAUGGUCCUGUUAGGUCCCCAUAUACGCGCCCGCCCAUGGAGACCAAGUUUGCGCAAAGAAUGUGAAUCUGCAGUGUUGUCGAUGUCCUCAAGAUCAAUAGCCAAGUUCAAACUGGCCCCGUCUUCUAUGUCGUCGCUAUGCUGUGUCUCGGCACUGUUGGGCCGAUAUGGAGUAUGCAUCCCAACCAUGACGGCAAUUUAUAACGCGGCGGCCGUCGAAGUCGAGAGAGGAGUGUGCUUGUUAAGCAGGAACGGCUGCUGUCUGCGUGAGAAGAAAAUAUAAAAAAAAGUAAGAUAACGAAGGAAGAAACGAGGGAGAAAUGGAGGCGAAAAGAGAAUGCCGAGGAAUGUAGCUAGUCCAGUCAGAAGAAAGAAUCCGCAGGUGAAUGAGAGUAUAGUGCAAUGGAACUAGUGGGAUGGCAUGAGUGAGGAAGGAGCUAAUGGAGGCAAACACUGGUCUUGUCUCCAUGGAGACACAGUUG